Molecule: messenger RNA, 1397 nt
Organism: Oryctolagus cuniculus (rabbit)
Lineage: Eukaryota; Metazoa; Chordata; Mammalia; Lagomorpha; Leporidae
Gene: H1-8
Product: H1.8 linker histone
Biological process (GO): nucleosome assembly
Cellular component (GO): nucleosome
Molecular function (GO): DNA binding
Source: RefSeq, a predicted model, not a curated record
UUGGCAGGGAGGUCUCCUAAGGGACCUGUCUUUAAUCGACAGGCUGCACCAGGAGCUGACGUGUAGAAGACGCUUGGGGCAUGCCCCAGAGCCCCUGCCAGCCCCUUCUCCCUGCUGCUGGUGCCGUAUGAGGUCAUUAGGUCUGGAAAAUGGGCCAGACUGACUUCAGUUUCUUAAAAGGAAUAAUUGAUUGUUUAAAACCAGAGGUGAGGUGAGCAUCCCAGGAGACGGCAGCCCACUCUGCCUGUCCUCAGGGGCACUCAGGGCUGCACCUGCCCCCGGCCCCGCGGAGCUGGCUAGGGGACUGUGACCGGGCGCAGGGUGAUGAGCCGCUGUGCACCCCACAGGCUGCAGCCGCAGGACCGUCCUCAUGGGACGCCGCAACCCGCCGAUGCUGCGCAUGGUGCUGGAGGCGCUGCAGGCGGGCGAGCAGCGCCGGGGCACGUCGGUGGUGGCCAUCAAGCUGUACAUCCUGCACAAGUACCCGAGCGUCAACGGACUGCGCUUCAAGUACCUGCUGAAGCAGGCCCUGGCCACGGGCGUGCGCCGCGGCCUCCUCACCAGGCCGCUCAACUCCAAGGCCAAGGGCGCCACCGGCAGCUUCAAAUUAGUGCCCAAGCCCAAGAGGACGCAGCCCAGGAAGACGUCCGCCCCGGCGGCCCCCAGGAAGGCCAGGAAGGCCGAGGAGCCGGGCCCUGAGAAGCCGAGGGAGGCGAGGCCGGGCCCUUCCAGCCAGGGCCAGGGGGAACGGGCACCCAAGAAGCCGGACGGGUCGGGGAGGGCUCCUCCCAAACCAGGUGCAGCCAAGAAGGUCCCCAAGAAAGGUGGGAAGGCCAAGGCCAAGGAUGCGGAGGCCAAAGUGGGCCAGGCCAGAAAGGUGUCCGGGGAGUUAGACAAGGCCACGCAGGCCUCUGCCAGUCCCAGUGUGCGCAAAGGGAAGUCCAAGGUCAAAGGCCACGGGCAAAGCCAAGGACAUGCCAAGGCCCACGGGAGAACCAGCGCUGGCAGCAAGAGCUCCAAACCCACUGCCAACAAGGUCAAGAAUGGUGUUGCCUCCCCGUCCGGAAAGAAGACCACUGCCAAGGCCCCUCGAGGGGUGGUCCCCGGGGUGGGAGCUGGGCCCGAAGCCAAAGCUGCCACCCCCUCUAAGGGCCGUGGGUCCAAGGCGGGGCCUGUGCCCCUGUCUGGGAAGCCCGAGGGCCCCAGGAGCCAGAGAAAGCCUGGCUUGUCCUCCAAGGCCCCAGCGUCCAAGGCGUCCGGCAAGAAGGCUAAAGCCGAGGGCACGGGGCGCGGGUGAGGACACACACGUGCGUGUUUUUAUUUCCCACGGAGCCAUGCUCUAUCUCACUCACUGCCACCUAUUUAUUAAUAAAGGCUUUGUUUCUUCUUCCUUGCAA